AUGGAGUCUCUCGACAUCCCUCAGACUGGCAUCUUGCCCACCUUCAUCAUGGGGGUUAUUGCCUACUGCUUCAUCCUCACCUGCAACCUCACCAUUUUACUGACCAUUGCUCUGGACCACAAACUCCACAAGCCCAUGUAUAUUCUCCUUUUCAAUCUUCCAGUCAAUGAUCUGAUGGGAGCUACAGCUCUUUUUCCACAGCUUAUUGCCAGCAUUCACCUGCAGAACCGCAACAUCUCCUUCCCAGCCUGUGUGUUCCAGGCACUGAUGGUCCACCUCUACUGUGGCGGAGCUCUUAUCAUCCUUACUGUUAUGGCUUAUGACCGCUAUGUGGCCAUCUGCCAGCCACUACAUUAUCACACUGUCAUGACCCCCCGCAACCUGAGGAGGAUGACUGUAGGCAUAUGGGUUACUGAUGUGGUCUUGAUAGGGGUUUUGUUCAUCAUGCUGACCCCUUUUAGCUUCUGUCAGAAUCUUAUUGCUGAUAUGUACUGUAACAAUCCCUCCAUUAUGAAACUGACUUGUGAGAUCGCCGCUGUCAAUAAUGCCUAUGGACUGUUCCUGUCUGUCUUUCUACAGGGAGUAUCUACCAUUGUGGUUAUAUUCACCUACAUUCAGAUUCUAAAGACCUGUCUGCUCAAUAAGCAGGCCGACACUAAAAGCAAGGCUAUUCGGACCUGUGCAACACACUUGGUAGUGUUUAUUGUGUUUCAGGUCACCACAAUCUUCUCCGUUCUGUCUCACAGAUUCAGUCAAGUGUCCCCCUAUCUGCGGAGAUCUGGAGUAUCUACCAUUGUGGUUAUAUUCACCUACAUUCAGAUUCUAAAGACCUGUCUGCUCAAUAAGCAGGCCGACACUAAAAGCAAGGCUAUUCGGACCUGUGCAACGCAUUUGGAAACCCACACUAAGCCCUCAUAUGAGGCCCCGCAUGUGCCCCCAGUUUCAUUACUGACUGGGGCCCCCCUUCGGGAAACCCAAACUAAGCCCUCAUAUGAGGUUGCCACCACAGGAGCCCUGACAUGA
Messenger RNA from Colossoma macropomum (tambaqui), 1023 nucleotides. Its product is annotated as olfactory receptor 51E1-like. The record is from RefSeq and is a predicted model, not a curated record. Gene Ontology annotation, cellular component: membrane. Gene Ontology annotation, molecular function: G protein-coupled receptor activity; olfactory receptor activity. Gene Ontology annotation, biological process: G protein-coupled receptor signaling pathway. The transcript is spliced from 3 exons. NCBI's taxonomy places the organism in Eukaryota, Metazoa, Chordata, Actinopteri, Characiformes, Serrasalmidae. Bases 1 to 1023 code for a protein of 340 amino acids.